Molecule: messenger RNA, 981 nt
Organism: Aedes aegypti (yellow fever mosquito)
Lineage: Eukaryota; Metazoa; Arthropoda; Insecta; Diptera; Culicidae
Exons: 3
Coding region: 130-939 (269 amino acids)
Source: RefSeq, a predicted model, not a curated record
UUUACAUUCACCAGUAGUUGAGUUCAGUUCAGGGUUUGGAGGCAGAUUCAAUCACAUUGUCUGCGAUACAGUUUGUAAUAUUUUCUGUUGAAAUCCAAUUCAGUUUUCAAUAUUUCUUAAUAAAUAGUAAUGAGCCAAAAGGCGAAAACUAUCAAGAAUGCCAAAACUACAAAAAGCAUUCGUAAUGUGCUGGUUCAACCAUUUAAAACAGUUUGGCCUUCUGUUGGUUCUGAAGAGGCGAUAAAAAUUAAUAAUAUGAUCAACAAACUUACCAGCCCACAUGUUGUUCAUGGCACAAAUCCUGUUUCACAUCUGCUGAGUCAAGGUCAAGCAAGUGCCCUGUUCAUCACAUCCGAUUUCCACCCGCAAAUCCUCGGGAAGCAGAUUAUCCAGAUGGCACGACGAAACUGUCCGCAAAUACAGAUUCUGGCACCCGAAUGCCUCAAGUGGUCUGAUACACCGGAAAAAUUGAUUGCAAUCCGCAGCGCUUACAGAGAUCAACCGGAAAUCGUCGAACUAUUGCAAUAUGUGGCCCAUAUUAUCAAAUCCAAAGAGUACGAUAAAGAGCAGAUCAAUUCGAGUUCCAGCAAAAAGAUCACUCAAGCGGAACAAAAUAACGUCGAACGUGCGCCUCCUGUAGAAUUACCUCGCCUUCACCUGAACCGACUUGCCGAAAAUAAGCGCACAUUCAUUCCGCAGGUUUCCAUUUUUGCCACGAAGCAACUUGCAGCUUCCCCAAAGAACGAUUGGAGCGAAUACAUCACUCUGAAGAGAGGAAGAUCCGAGACGGAAACGGCAGAUAAAACUAAACCUAAGAAGAAGUCAAAAACAACGCCUACGAAGUCAGAUGAAAAGGUAUCGUCUUCGUAUAUCCCCUUGACGGUGAAUCGUGUUCAAGGGAAUCCUAACAGGAAGGUCGAUAAGAAGAAGAAAAUAUGAAAUUAAUAAUUGAAGUCAAUAUACGUUCUUGUUUCAGUUGAA